Messenger RNA from Closterium sp. NIES-65, 531 nucleotides. The record is from the annotation of a GenBank genome assembly. NCBI's taxonomy places the organism in Eukaryota, Viridiplantae, Streptophyta, Zygnematophyceae, Desmidiales, Closteriaceae.
AUGGCUGCUAUCACCUCGUCCGCCGUCGUUGCCCCUGUUGCCUUCAAGGCAACUGUGGAGGCCUCUGCUGCCUCCUCCAAGUCCGUGUCCUUCUCCGGCCUGAAGGCUGGUGUCGCCACCCCCAAUGGCUUCGCCACCAAGACCGUCUCCAACGGCAGCCGUGUGUCGUGCAUGAAGGUGUGGAACCCCAUUGGCAACCCCCGGUUCGAGACCCUGUCUUACCUCCCCGCUCUCACCGACGACAUGAUCGUCAAGGAGAUCCGGUACAUGCUCAAGAACGGCUGGGUCCCCGCUAUUGAGUUCGAUGCCAGCGGUGUUGUGUACAGGGAAAACAACAGCGGCCCCGGUUACUAUGAUGGCCGCUACUGGACGAUGUGGAAGCUGCCCCUCUUCGGCUGCACCGACGCGUCCCAGGUGCUCAGGGAGAUCAACGAGUGCAAGUCUUCCUACCCUGGUUGCUUCAUCCGUGUUCUGGGUUUUGACAACGUGAAGCAGGUCCAGUGCAUGUCCUUCAUUGUGCACAAGCCCUAA